Molecule: messenger RNA, 2085 nt
Organism: Fusarium fujikuroi IMI 58289
Lineage: Eukaryota; Fungi; Ascomycota; Sordariomycetes; Hypocreales; Nectriaceae
Product: related to tol protein
Exons: 2
Coding region: 1-2085 (694 amino acids)
Source: RefSeq, a predicted model, not a curated record
AUGGCUUCAGAAGAAUCACCACCACCCAAGACGAUGCUAGUCUUUAGCAACAAGUCACCAGAGGAGGCCGCUAUUUUCGGCCUCCGUGGCAGUGACAUCCAGAACCUCAGAGCUGAGCCAGUCCCUGGCCCGCCCGCUACGCCCGAUGAGUGGGGGUUCACGAGCCCAACGGCAGAUGGGGUCUGCAAAUACUGUCAACUCAUGCUUCAUCCAGAUCCGCCGCAGCUUAUCCAGCAUCAGCCCAAUAUCAUGCACCUGAUUAACUCAGGCGACACGUGCUCGACUUGCAAAUGGCUGGAAGUUAGCCUACAGCGCGGUGCUACCUCAGUGCUAGUUGAAUUUCAGCGAGGCAACCCGGAGCUAUGUGACGAGAACAACUUCUCAAGACCUGUUACCGUGGAGUUGACAAAGCAUGAGAAGUAUAUCAUGGCAGUUGGCUGGGUUGGAGACAGGCAACUUUACACGAAUGGUGGAAUACCUCUAACGAUAUCUUCGCCAUACCGUCUAGGGAGUCUUGCUAGUCGGCGAUUCUGGAUUCCUCACGACGAACUGGAUGAAUCAGAACCUUUUAAGCGACAAGAUACACUGAAGAUGUGGCUGAACGAAUGCGAAAACCACGAACAGUGCAUCAAAUCUCUUCCUAAUACCGAAGAAGCAAAACUUCCAACGCGUGUGUUGGACCUGAGUGGAAGCGUGGACAUUCCAUCGGAUCCCAAAGACAUCAAGAUCAAAUUACGAGAGACAGGGGAGGGAGAAACUGGAACUUACACGGCUCUGAGCUACUGCUGGGGUGCCAACCCAGAUCUCCAUUUCAAAACGACAAGCGAGAAUCUCGAGAAGCACAAAGAAGGAAUCGACUUUUUCGAUUUACCUCUGACACAGAGGGAGACUAUCCUUGCUACGCUUUACCUAGGAAUUCGGUAUCUUUGGAUCGACGGCUUAUGCAUCAUUCAAGACUCUCGUGAAGACUGGGAAGCCGAGUCAGUCAAGAUGGGAUCUGUUUACACGAAUGCACAUCUCACACUCGCAGCUACUUCAUCUGAUACCCCAGAGAUGGGUCUUCUUCUUCCUUUCCAGGGCGCCGAAUGUGUCAAGAUCCACGGAGAGACUGUGAGUGUUCGAAUGGAGACGCAUAGGGAGCUCGAUAGGAUGUCUGAGCCCUUGAACACUAGAGGCUGGACACUUCAAGAGGGCGUGUUGGCGUCGAGAAUUGUCUGCUUUGGCAAGGAGCAGUGGCUCUGGAAAUGUCCUAGUCGCUACGCCACGGAAGAUGGACUGAUCGAUGUCCCGCGGGACUUUGAUGGCGGUCUGAUUCAGUGGGCUGAUAUUGUGCAGCAAGGCCCCGGAGAGGAUGGAAAGAAUUAUUUGCGACAUUGGUAUCGGAUGGUGACAAAUUACUCAAGUCGUGAACUGACUUUCCAAAGCGACAAAUGGAAUGCCAUCGCUGGACUGACAGAAAUGUUCAGAAACUUGACUGGUUAUACCUACCUGGCAGGUCUUUGGGAAGAAGAUCUCGCAAAUGGACUUGUGUGGGAAGCUAAAAUGCUUGGGGUGAUCCGUGAGCCGGGAAGCAUCCCAUCAUGGUCCUGGAUGUCCGUGAAAGGCGGGAUCAAGGGAUACGUACACACGACCCCAAUGACCUCUAUGAUCGAGCUUUUACAGAGUGAUUUGCAAUGGGAAGGAACCCCGCUCGCAUCACCUCUGAAAGUUGCCCGCUUGACAGUCAAAGGAAAGAUCAUUCAGGCAACAUUGGGAGCGCGCUCUGUUACACAGGACUCUCGGCACCACGUUCUUGCAGCCUCGGGGAGUGACGAAAUUUUUGGCGAGGCGUUUCUGGAUAGAAAAAUUCCUGAUGGGGCUGAAAUGCCGACUGUCUCGUGCCUUUUUGUCAUGGAAGUGCCUGAGAAGGAAUAUUUCACAUUGCUUCUCACACCAGCAUCAGGCGGUGAAGAAGACGGCCACGAUAAAGGUAUGACAAGACUUGGUAUUGGCGUUUUCUGGACUCGGUCUAGAUUUUACAGUAACAGGACUGAAGGAGACAUGAUUUUGGACAAGGCUUCAGAGGCCACAGUAGUGCUGGUAUAG